Eruca vesicaria subsp. sativa (arugula) is the source of this 567-nucleotide messenger RNA. NCBI's taxonomy places the organism in Eukaryota, Viridiplantae, Streptophyta, Magnoliopsida, Brassicales, Brassicaceae. The record is from the annotation of a GenBank genome assembly.
AUGGUUGCGACGUGGCAUAAUGACAUUGGAGUUCAGUAUCGUGUAGGGCAAAGAACCAUUGCGGUCUCCAAUCUCUCAUUCAUCUUCUUCUUUCCUCUCUCGACGGUGAAACCCAAUCGCAUGACCUUGUCCGCCGAUUUCAUCCCGCUUAAAGUGACAGCAAGAUUCUUAGGAACUAGGAAUGGUAACCGUGCUCUUAGCUUUGUUGGAGACAUGGAUGUAGUGUUUGGUAUUGGGCAUUUUCUGAACUGCUUGGAUUUGGAUGCUUCAGGUUUAGCUGAUCCUUAUGUGAAAGGGCAGCUUGGCGCUUACAGUUUCAAAAACAAGAUACUAAGGAAAACAUUGGCUCCAAAAUGGCAAGAAGAGUUCAAGAUACCAAUCUUGACAUGGGACUCUCCAAAUAUACUCAACAUUGAAGUACAAGACAAAGACAUAUUCAGCGAUGACAGACUUGGUGAUUGUUCAGUAAACAUUUCAAAGUUUAGAGGUGGGCAAAGAAAUGAUAUGUGGUUGCCUCUUCAGAACAUAAAAAAUGGGGAGGCUUCACCUUGCCAUUACCGUAACUGA